Messenger RNA from Argentina anserina (silverweed cinquefoil), 1382 nucleotides. RefSeq names its product NAC transcription factor 32-like. NCBI's taxonomy places the organism in Eukaryota, Viridiplantae, Streptophyta, Magnoliopsida, Rosales, Rosaceae. Bases 117 to 1250 code for a protein of 377 amino acids. The transcript is spliced from 6 exons. The record is from RefSeq and is a predicted model, not a curated record. Gene Ontology annotation, biological process: regulation of DNA-templated transcription. Gene Ontology annotation, molecular function: DNA binding.
UUUUGGAUUAGCGAUUAAGGAACCAAGAGGUAGCGAGCAGAGUCUUCCUGGUCGUCCCAAAGGCCUAAAAGACUCUUCGGCGAUUAAUUUCAUUUCCAAAUUUGGAAUCGGUUGCCAUGCGUCCACAUGCUGUCUUUCCUGCUGAUAUUGGUGUUCACUGUACCGAUGAGGAGCUCUGUAUGUUUUUACAGAAACUUGUGUGUGAAUCACUACUCCCAAAAAAUGUGAUCAAUGGUGUAAACCCUUACCAAUACCUGCCCUCAAAUUUACCACCUGGUUAUUUUUGGUACUUGAUUCGCUCUAAUGAGAGCAAAGAUACAAAUCUCGGAUACUGGAAGCCAACAGAGGAGGCAUCUAAAAUAUUCUCAAACUCAAUUAUCACUGGUUGGAGAACAACUUUUGAAUUUUUUGAAGGCCGAGCAUCUCAUGAACAUAAAACCAAUUGGUUAAUGCAAGAAUACAGGAUAACUUACCAAAAAGUUUCCGAAAAUAGCAAGAAAAAGGAAGCCAAUUUGCUUUGCAGAGUCCAAUCUGUUGGUGCUGAACCAAAAUCAAACUUAGUGAACCCUGACAAAAUUGUUACUUCUGAUAUUGCUAAGCGCUGCCCAGAAGCUGUUGUUCCACUUGCCGAGAAACAUGCUGGAUAUGCUUCCACAAGCAAGCCUCAGGUGAUCAAGGAUAAUGAAACAGGAACAUUGACUGUUACAGAAAGGCUUCCAGAUCAUCAAGUAGAAAUCAUGCCCGAGAUUGAGAUAGAUUUUCCUUUUGGAGAUGACUACAUAGAAUUGCUGGAUCUUGACAGACCGGCAUCAUUUUCUUCUAGUUCAAAUUCAAGCUGUUUGACAAUGUCAUCAGAUGAAUGCUUUGAUUCACUUGCUUUGUUGGAAGAACUAGAACCCAAGACUAGUCAAGAGCAGGUGAAUACGAAGGCAAACUGCAAAUUGAGUAUUGCAGUACCUCAAAAACCAGAUGAAUUGGUUUUGUAUGCAGCAGCCUCUUCCUCUGGAUCUUUGAACAAAUCUCCAAAUGAGGAAAAGGCCAAAAGUCGUUCUUCUAAUAUCUCCAAUUCAGUAGUCUGCGUUAAGAGUAAAGAAAAUACUACAAAGAAACUGAGCAGAAAUCAAAAGCCAGACCCAAGGAAUGAAGAUUUCUCGAAUUCACAUACGACAACACCUCAAGGAGGAAAGAAGUCUACUGUUGUUAAACCCAAGAAGCUGAAGAAAAGUUACCUUUGCUUCUUGCCAUGUUAAUUCUUAAUCCUAAUGUUGUUGCUCUAUGAUGUAGUUAUUAUUGUAUCGGGGAAAUUAUGAUCUAAUUGUUGUUGUAUCAAGGGAAUUAGUGGGUGAGGUUCGGGAUUUAGGAAGGACGGGUAGGACACUAAU